ACCUAAAUAUUUUGUUGCGCAACACAGAAUCAACACAAAGUCUGUGCACAAAGUUAGAUCAAGUUGUAUCUAUAUUUCACUAUCCACAAUCCUUUAUUUCAGUUCCUGAUUAAAAAUUUGAUGUAGAAAUGGCUCAUGAUACGUUUAUGGAUAAAAUUAAGUCCUUUUUUGGACUGAGAGUGGAGCCUCCGAAAAAUGACUUCAGGAACCCAAUCUGGGGUUCUGAUGAUGACGACGAUGGCGACGAACUCUAUUCGAGACACCAGAUGGAUAUUUACAGAGAUCCAUUGGACUUACACCAAGAAUUCACAAGGCAUAUGCAAGAUAUGUUCCGAUCUUUUGGUAGUAUGUUUGGCGAUAUGAGAUCGUUUUUCAAUGAUGACCACUUCCAUUCCUUCCCAUCAGUUACCGAAAUACCGGGAAAUCAUCCAGAAGGUGAGACGGAGAAUUUUGAUAGUAAUCGCAUCAGAGAUUAUUACUUGAAGCCUGGCUACCACCACAAACAUGACAGCCCUAACCAGGAUAUAGAUCUGGAUGGCAAAAUCUCUUCCAAUGAUAUUUCGGACUUGUUUAGGCAGAAACAAGAUGGACACAUCAUGCCUUCAACACCUUUUAACGGUAACAUGGUGCCAGGUAGGUCAUUUUGUCAAACAAUAAUAACAACUAGCAUAACUAAACCCGAUGGUACAGUGGAAACCAAGAGAAUUGUCAAAAAUGGCAAUGAGGUUAUUGAGGAAACUAUAACAUCUACAGAACCAACGCAAAGAGGUCCUAGUCCAAGUCUUGAUCCAAUUGCUUCUACGCAAAUUAUGCUAUCACAACUGUCAUCUCUUUUAAAGAACUUUUAUUAAAAAGAUUGUUAACCACAAAAAUCGUAGUAUUAUGUUUGAUAGAAACUUUAAUUUGAAACUAUUUAACUUUAAGAUUAUUCAAAAUAUUUACUUUAAUAUUUGUAUAGCCAGAUCAUUAAUAUAAUAUUUUUUAAAUUUGCUCAAAAUCGUUCAUCAUUCUGGAAACUUCUGUUAUUAGGUAGAUAUAGCUGUUUAGGGGACACCUUAUAACAAGGGAAUACUGGAGGAAUUAAAAGCAAUAACGAGAUAGUUUUGCUGUGAUUGUCACUUAUUUUGCAAAUGUUGUGAUUUUUUAUUCUGUUUGAGAUAAAAUAAAGUACUGCAACUACCAA
This is a messenger RNA of Colias croceus (clouded yellow), 1183 nucleotides long. RefSeq names its product HCLS1-associated protein X-1-like. The transcript has a single exon. Gene Ontology annotation, biological process: negative regulation of apoptotic process; regulation of actin filament polymerization. The record is from RefSeq and is a predicted model, not a curated record. NCBI's taxonomy places the organism in Eukaryota, Metazoa, Arthropoda, Insecta, Lepidoptera, Pieridae. Gene Ontology annotation, cellular component: sarcoplasmic reticulum; actin cytoskeleton; mitochondrion. Bases 129 to 851 code for a protein of 240 amino acids.